CUUACCAGUUUCACGCAACGAUCAAUUCAACAGGUUUCACUACGGAUCUUGUUGAUUUGUCUGGUUAAUAUUCCAAGCUACGCUUACUUCCGAGGUUGGAUUCAAAGUUGGAAGGUAAUUUAGAGGCCAGAGCCUCAAAGAAGGGCGAGACAAAAUUGCGUGGUUACUGUUCCCAUCGCAGGUGAUUUCUGUUCAUUGCUCUGUUUCUGGUUAUUGUUUGAGGAUUUGGUUUCUGGUUUGGAGAUUGAAACCCCUGGUCGCAGUUCUGACUGGUAGGGAUUUCGGGAAAAAGGAACACCGCUCUCAUCGUUUUGGCGAAUUACUGUUCAUCAGCGAGGUUUGAAUCUGAUAUGAAAUUCGCUUGGAGCUGUUUCUUUUCCGGUUUCUGAGAAUUUUCUGGGGUCGUCCUGUACCCUUCAAACUCUGCACUAAUCAGGGGUUGCUGCGUCUGUUGGGUUAUGGCAAGGAAGAAGCUGGUUAACAGGGAAACACCUCAGAGAAGGGUUACCAGGUCCAAAGCCUCCUUCAAUUUGUUGGAUGGAUUGGAUGAUGAAUUCCCCACUCUGGACUCUACUUCCGUGGGACUUUAUGCCAAUGCAGGGGUUUCUGGUGCAGAUUGCAACACCCCCAGUAAGGUCCUGAUUGUUGAUACCAUUGAUUUGCAGAUUGAAACUACUGAACAGGUACGGAAAGUUGUAACUUCAACUUCUGCCAAUAAAGAGGAACCAGCUAAACAGAUCACUUUAAUGAAGACUAAAUAUGAUACUUCAGAAAGGAAACCUUGGAACACUCUGUUUAAGGACAACCGAGCCCCAACGCACGGUCUCAAACUGAAAUAUGUUCCACCCAAAGAAAAUGGACUGGACGUUACUGAUAGGAUCUUUCCUUCUAUGGUAAAGAUGUGGAGUUACUGUCUCGUCGGGUGUUUCACAGGUAUUUUCCCCGGAUUGAAAGCUGUUCACGAGUUGAGAGUGGAAUGGGGUGUGAAAUGCCAAGUUAGACGCCAUAAUAGGGGUUGGGUCAUCUUUAAAUUUCAAAGUGAAUGUGAUAGAGCUAAAGUGCUGAAUGGAGGGCCAUACUCCAAAUUUGAGAAAUUGUUGAUGCUUAAACCACUCCACGAGGACUUCUCUUUCGUUGAUGAAGAGUUUUUAAAGGUGUCGAUUUGGGUUAAAUUCCCAAAUCUACCCUUAAAACUAUGGAGUGAUGAUGCGAUGAGUGAAGUGGUCUCUAUGGUUGGUGUCCCACUUACCACGGACAAGGUCACCCAAGAGAAAAGCAACCAUCACUUUGCUAGAGUGCUUAUUGAAGUCGAUGUUUCCAAUCCACCUCAAUUAUCAUUUCCUAUAAGACUACCUUCCCAUAAGGUAUUCAAACAACAUGUGGUGUACAAAACUUUCCCUAGUUUUUGCUUUCAUUGCAAAGAGUAUGGGCAUCACCCCUUUACUUGUAAAGUUCUAGCCGAGAAGGAACUUUCCAAAGGUGAAGCACAUGAGACUAAAGGUGCUACUGAUCUUGAAACUACUGCUGCAGGGGCUAUUUCUGCCCCAGAUGGUGCUGAUUUCGAAGCUACUGCUGCUGCAACGGAAGAACCUGAUGCUAUUCUUGAAGAACCUGGUGUUGCGUCCCAUGUGCAACCGUCUUUUGAAGCUACUGUUGCCGGUUCUAAAGUUCAACCUGCUGCUGGGACAAUUCCUGCUGCACUGGUUCCUAUGAGGAUGGAACAUGCUGCUGUGAUGCAAAGUGAUGAUGGGACAAAUACUACUGCCAUUGGUACAAUUGCUGCUGGGACAAGUGCUGCUGCUGUUCAAUCUACUGUUGCUGCUGGGCCGCAAAUUUCCCAGGCCGGGAAGGAAGAUUUUGAACCAGAACUUGCUGCUGCUGGAAUGGAUGGGCAGCUGGAGGUAAGGGAGGUUGCAACCGCGCUGCAAUUCCCAGAAGUUGUGAUUGACAGAAACAAAAUUGUUAAAAAUAUGAAUAAAAAUAAAAGGAAGAAGAAGAAUACGGGUAGGCCGAAGACAAUGAAAUCUGGCGGUAGAACACCGAAGAGGAUUGAAAAUGAGAGCUCAGGAGAGACCGAAAUCUCUUGGGAGGAGGAUGUGGGUUCGGACUUUGAUGAAGUUUAUAUGGAUGGUAAAGUGUUUACGAUUAGAAAAGAUGAUAAAGUGUGCAGAAAUAGAAUGAUACGGAGAAUUCCAGGCUUAAGUUGGGAGGAUACAUUUACUAAAAAGAAGAUGGAUCUUCCUGAAUUUUUUAGGAAUCGGAAAAAUGGGAAGAAGUAAAUGGCUAGAAUAGUUAGUCAGUUUAUAUGUCACGCCCCGGACCACAUCCGAGCCACGUAGACAACCGUCGUACAACCCGAUAAGAACAACAACAGUUCAUCCCUAUUGAAUUGUACAAGGCGUCCGAUUGAUUCUAUUGCCAAACCGAUUAGUAAACACAUACAAUCAACAUCAAUAUCAUAAUCAAACAAAUGCGAAAAAAAUAAUAUGUUUGAUACUUAGCCACACGUGGCAAACACGGGCACGUAGGCCCC
Molecule: messenger RNA, 2533 nt
Organism: Cuscuta europaea
Lineage: Eukaryota; Viridiplantae; Streptophyta; Magnoliopsida; Solanales; Convolvulaceae
Source: the annotation of a GenBank genome assembly